CUCAGGUACUAAGCCUCGGGUCCUCUUCAACCAUGAAUCGGGAAGACCCCUUCUACCCCUCUCAGGUUUUUAAAGACUCCUGCGCCUACCAGAGAUCCCCGGGAGAUGACUAUAGUCCGCCGCCCUGCCUUUACAUGAGCAGGCAGGUGCACUCCGUGUACACGCCGCCGUCCCUGGGGACCCUGGAACAGGCCAGCCUUCCCGAGAUAGCUCCUGCUGCUUUCACCAUGCCCGGCAUACGGGAGGAUCCGGGCGUGCCACCGCUCCACCACCCGCAUGGCCUCCAGCAGCAGCCGACACUCCAGCCUCCGGGUUAUAUAGACGCAGGAGAGCAGAACAGAUAUCACCUCCCUUUUCCCUGGAUGAAGACCACCAAAUCCCACUCGCACACCUGGAAGGGCCAAUGGACAGGGUCUUACGUGAUGACCGAGGCAGAGGAAAACAAGCGCACGAGGACCGCGUACACGCGCGCCCAACUCCUGGAGCUCGAGAAGGAGUUCCUCUUCAACCGCUACAUCUCGAGGCCGCGGCGCGUGGAGCUGGCACUGACCCUGAGCCUCACCGAGCGCCACAUCAAGAUCUGGUUCCAGAACCGGCGCAUGAAGUGGAAGAAGGAGGAGGACCGGAGGAAGGCAAGGGGGUCUGAGCCGGACCAGGACUCUUCCAUCACCUCUGGGGAUCAGGGAGAGACUGCGGGGGUAGGGGUGUGUUCCUCGAAUGGACCUCACACCAGCACGCCCCCUGUCUCCCCUCUGCAUGGUCACACGUUGUCGGCAUCGGGGUCCAGAGAACCAGCAUAGACGUGGACAGCACUCGCUCUUAAUCGGAUUAUAUAGGAAAUAUAUAUAUAUUUUUGAUGCACAAAGAUAAAGCUGCCAAGCUGCCAAGAUCCCCUCAUACAUUCCAGUGUUUUUUUUUUUAACAUGGGAAAUGUGGCUCACUGCCCAGGGCGCCGUUCAUCCAGGGAUGUCAGU
Molecule: messenger RNA, 974 nt
Organism: Gambusia affinis (western mosquitofish)
Lineage: Eukaryota; Metazoa; Chordata; Actinopteri; Cyprinodontiformes; Poeciliidae
Gene: pdx1
Product: pancreatic and duodenal homeobox 1
Exons: 2
Coding region: 33-800 (255 amino acids)
Biological process (GO): regulation of transcription by RNA polymerase II; type B pancreatic cell differentiation
Cellular component (GO): nucleus
Molecular function (GO): RNA polymerase II cis-regulatory region sequence-specific DNA binding; DNA-binding transcription factor activity, RNA polymerase II-specific
Source: RefSeq, a predicted model, not a curated record